UAAAAUGGAGGGAUCGGUAGUUUCCCCUCGCAUCAUGACAUUUCUUAGAAAAUUCCUUCCCCUUUUAAGAGCAACCAAAGCCAGUGCGGUGAAGAAAAGCGAAGAGCUUGCUUCACCAGAAAACUUAGAACUCCUCCAAACCGAACGGCACCAAUACCGACAACCCCAAACUGGUGAAAGGAGGAGGGAGAGAGGAAGAAGAAGAACAAGACGAAGAAGAAGAAGAUCAAAGAUGGUGAGGGAGAAGAUUCAGAUCAAGAAGAUUGAUAACGCCACGGCUAGGCAAGUCACCUUCUCAAAGCGGCGAAGAGGGCUUUUCAAGAAAGCUGAGGAGCUAUCUGUGCUUUGUGAUGCUGAUGUUGCUCUUAUUAUCUUUUCUUCUACUGGAAAGCUCUUCGAGUACUCCAGCUCAAGCAUGAAAGAAAUACUCGAAAGACAUCAUUUGCACUCCAAGAACCUGGGGAAACUGGAUCAACCGUCUCUUGAGUUGCAGCUAGUAGAGAACAGCAACUACUCCAGAUUGAGCAAGGAAAUUGCAGAGAAAAGCCAUCAACUGAGGCAGAUGAGAGGAGAGGAGCUUCAAGGAUUAAAUAUUGAAGAACUGCAGCAGCUGGAGAAGUCACUUGAGGCUGGAUUAAGCCGUGUGAUUGAAAAAAAGGGUGAGAAGAUUAUGACAGAGAUAAGCGACCUUCAAAAAAAGGGAAUGCAGCUGAUGGAAGAGAACGAACGAUUACGACUGCAAGUGGCAGAGAUAUCUAAUGGCCGAAGGCACAUUGGUAACGACUCAGAGAAUGUAAUUGCUGAAGAAGGUCAGUCAUCAGAAUCCGUCACAAAUGUCUGCAACUCUACCGGUGCUCCUCCUCAUGAUUACGAGAGCUCCGACACCUCCCUCAAGCUAGGGCUACCCUAUGCUGGGUGAAUGGGAAGUAUGCUCUGAGGAGGAGCUAAUUAAUUAAAGGAAAACAAAAAUAUCUCAUGUAUAGUUUGGGUACAUUUGAGAUGUACUGUGAAUCUGACCCAUGCUGUUGUGUUAGAUCAGCCUAGCUAGAGGUACUUUGAAUUUUAAGUACCCUUUUUGAGUUGUUAGUCAGAUAUUUAAUUUCUUAUUAAAGCUAUUAUGUAUUUUGACUAUACAUUAAAGAGCCCCUCCCUUUUAUCUC
Carya illinoinensis is the source of this 1160-nucleotide messenger RNA. Its product is annotated as MADS-box protein JOINTLESS. Gene Ontology annotation, molecular function: DNA-binding transcription factor activity, RNA polymerase II-specific; protein dimerization activity; RNA polymerase II cis-regulatory region sequence-specific DNA binding. The record is from RefSeq and is a predicted model, not a curated record. Gene Ontology annotation, cellular component: nucleus. The coding region runs from base 5 to 919 and encodes 304 amino acids. The transcript has 10 exons. Gene Ontology annotation, biological process: positive regulation of transcription by RNA polymerase II. Lineage: Eukaryota; Viridiplantae; Streptophyta; Magnoliopsida; Fagales; Juglandaceae.